AGGCUCCUCAAAAUUUUAAAAUUCUUCCAUGAUCCCGCUCUUCUUUCCUACUACUAUUUCUUAAUCACUCUCUCAAUGUUAGUGGGGGAGAUCUGAUUCUUCUCCCGUCCCGACAUCCUCUUUUUCUCUCACAAAUACAUACUCCCCUAACAUGUCGAUUCGUCAGGAGAAAGAGAAGGGAGUAAAUGUGCAGGUCCUCUUGCGUUGCAGGCCGUUCAGCGACGACGAGUUGCGAAACAAUGCUCCGCAGGUCGUCUCCUGCAAUGAUUACCAGAGAGAGGUGUCGGUUUCACAGAACAUCGCCGGAAAGCAUAUUGAUAGAGUCUUUACAUUUGAUAAGGUCUUUGGUCCUAAUGCCCAACAAAAGGAUCUUUAUGAGCAAGCAGUUAUCCCAAUAGUGAAUGAAGUUUUGGAAGGUUUUAACUGUACGAUAUUUGCAUAUGGACAAACUGGCACAGGAAAAACAUAUACAAUGGAAGGUGAAUGUAAGAGAUCUAAGGGGAGUGGAGAAUUGCCACAAGGAGCGGGAGUUAUACCCAGAGCAGUAAAACAAAUUUUUGAUACAUUAGAGGGUCAAAACGCGGAAUACAGUGUAAAAGUCACAUUCUUGGAACUGUAUAAUGAAGAAAUCACUGACUUGCUUGCCCAUGAUGAUUUGUCUAAAGUUGCCUUGGAGGACAAGCAGAAGAAGCAGUUGCCACUAAUGGAGGAUGGGAAGGGAGGUGUUCUUGUCAGAGGAUUAGAAGAGGAAAUUGUGGCAAAUACUAGUGAGAUUUUCUCUUUACUUGAAAGGGGAUCAGCUAAGCGUCGAACUGCAGAGACCCUACUUAACAAACAAUCAAGUCGAUCACAUUCUCUCUUUUCCAUAACGAUACAUAUAAAGGAAGCAACACCUGAAGGCGAAGAACUAAUAAAAUGUGGCAAGUUGAAUUUGGUUGAUUUGGCUGGUUCAGAGAACAUAUCUCGUUCUGGUGCAAGGGAGGGAAGAGCAAGAGAGGCUGGCGAAAUAAAUAAAAGUUUGCUGACACUGGGACGAGUAAUUAAUGCUCUUGUCGAGCAUCUUGGACAUGUUCCUUAUAGGGAUAGUAAGCUGACUCGCUUACUUCGUGAUUCAUUGGGUGGGAGAACGAAGACAUGUAUUAUUGCUACUGUUUCACCAGCAGUGCACUGUCUUGAGGAAACCCUUAGCACAUUGGAUUAUGCUCACAGGGCUAAGCACAUAAGGAAUAAACCUGAGGUGAAUCAGAAAAUGAUGAAAUCAACUCUUAUUAAGGAUCUCUAUGGAGAAAUAGAGCGACUUAAAGCAGAGGUUUAUGCUUCAAGGGAGAAGAAUGGGGUGUACAUCCCUAAGGAGCGAUACUAUCAGGAGGAGAGUGAGAGGAAGGCAAUGGCCGAUCAGAUUGAACAAAUGGGAGUGACAAUAGAAAACCAUCAGAAGCAAAUAGAGGAACUGCAAAGUAAAUAUGAACAUCAGAUUGAAAAAUGUUCUGAUUUGAGCAAAAAGCUCGAUGCCACUCAAAAAGACCUGAACCAAACUAGCAAGUCGCUGGCAAAUGCCAAGGAAGAAUUAAAACAAUGCCAAUAUUGCCUCAAGGAGCGGGAUUUUAUCAUAUCUGAGCAAAAAAAAUCUGUAAAUGCUCUGGCGCAUCAAGCUUGUGUCUUACGGGCUGAUUUGGAGAAAUCACAGAAGGACAACGCCUCUCUAUUUCUUAAAAUUGCCAGAGAGGACAAACUGAAUUCUGAUAACAGAUCAACUUUGGAUAAUUUUCAAGCUGAUCUUUCCAAGCAGCUUGAUACCCUUUGCAAUUUGUUGGCUGGUUCUACAUCUCGACAAUGUAAAUACCUCCAGUGCGUUGAGGAUCUGAGUAAUUCUUUUCUUGAAGCGCACAAUAAGGGUGCUUUAGAACUAAAGAAGAAAGUAAGUGCUUCAAGGGCUUUGUGUGUCUCUCAUUUUGAGGCUGUUCAAAAUGUGGUGAGGCUGCACAAAGCUGGCAGUAAUGCUGCUUUGGAUGAGCUGUCAGCUCUAGCUUCUUCUAACUCACAUUCUAUAGGAGAAUUUUUAGCUGCAGAGGAUGUUGAAAUGAAUUCAGUUUUUGAUGAUCUUCAACAAACUUUAUCAAGUCAUCAAGGGGAAAUGGUUGACUUAGCAAGAGAGCUUAGACAGAGAUUUAAUGCUAGCAAGGAGCACAUGAUGAAUACCUCAGAAUCUCUUCACGAAUUUAUUGAAAAACUUUCUGAAGAAUCAAAAAGGCUUGGAAGUCAUGCAACUAAAGUUGAUGAAGUUCAGACAAAGUGCAUUACUGAAUUUUCCAAAGCUUAUGAGGAACAGUCCAGAUCAGAUGCUCAGAAGCUUAUUGCUGAUGUGACCACCUUAGUUUCUGAUUGCAUGCGUAGACAGAAAGAGAUGGUGGAUGCAAGGCUUGGUGAUCUUAAUGACAGUGUAAUAGGGAAUAAGAUGUUUUUGGAUGGAUAUGUUUCAACAGUCGAUGGCAUUACUUCGGAUUUGAAAAGAAAAUGGGAGGAUUCCUUUACACAAGCAGAAAGUAACCUCAAUGAUAAUGCUGAUUUUUCUGCAGCUAAGCAUUGUCGUAUGGAGUUACUUUUGCAGAAGGGUGCAAACACUGGUGAAGCAGCUUUGGAAAUGUGGCAAAGAAGCAGACAAUUAUUGAUUGACAGGGGCAGUCAGCAUGCCACAACAAUUGCUUUGCAUGUUAGGAGUAUCAGUGAGAGCAAUGAACUACACGAUGUUGAGAUUGAAUCUGCGAGAGUUACAGUUGAAAAGGAUGCCCAAGAGAGUUGCAAAGAUAUCAUUCGUUGCUUUGAUGGCAUGUCAGAAGAAGAGAGAGCAUCCGUUUCUGAAAUUUCUGCAACUACUAGAGCUCAUUCAGAAACAGUAGAUAAUCUUAAGAGAGACCAUUCUGAGCAGGCAGCUUCUAUCGAACAAUGUGCUACUAAUACUUUCACACAGAAAUAUCUGGAUUACGAGCCAACGGGGUCGACUCCUAUAAGGUGUGAGCCAGACAUUCCCAGCAAGAGCACGAUUGAAUCACUUCGCACAAUGCCUAUGGAGACCCUUCGAGAAGAAUUUCGAGAAAACCAUUCAUUUGAAUCAUUUGUAGUGAAGGAAGUGAAGAUCCAAGCUCCUCGUUCUCCGCUUUCGCAGAUCAACUAGCAACUCAUGUGUUGCUUGUUGGGCUCUACAGUUGCCUAAUUUGUGUUUGUUAGUUGUCACACAUAGCUUACUAAUACCAGAGGAAGAUAAAAGUCAAAUUGUUGAAGUUUAGUUAAUUCAGAGUUUUAGGUCCAGAAAUGUUGUAGCUUCAUCAAAUUUAGAUGAAUCCCUUCUUGAUAUAUAUCUAUUAUAGAUUGUAAGAUUCUGACUCCAUUACGACUUGUUUUUAUAUAUAAAAAAAAGCAAAAAAAAUCAAUGAAUAGAAAUUAAUGUUCUUUUUUCA
Messenger RNA from Salvia miltiorrhiza (redroot sage), 3455 nucleotides. RefSeq names its product kinesin-like protein KIN-5C. The record is from RefSeq and is a predicted model, not a curated record. Gene Ontology annotation, molecular function: plus-end-directed microtubule motor activity; microtubule binding; ATP binding. NCBI's taxonomy places the organism in Eukaryota, Viridiplantae, Streptophyta, Magnoliopsida, Lamiales, Lamiaceae. Gene Ontology annotation, biological process: microtubule-based movement. The transcript is spliced from 23 exons. Bases 152 to 3172 code for a protein of 1006 amino acids.